Messenger RNA from Theileria equi strain WA, 2472 nucleotides. RefSeq lists its product as hypothetical. The coding region runs from base 1 to 2472 and encodes 823 amino acids. NCBI's taxonomy places the organism in Eukaryota, Apicomplexa, Aconoidasida, Piroplasmida, Theileriidae. The record is from RefSeq and is a predicted model, not a curated record. The transcript has a single exon.
AUGGUCAGCUAUACACAAAGCCUAACCUCGUCAAAGUCGACGCUCUUUAGAGUCUUUAAAGCCAUGCUAAAGAGAAGAAGUGUCUCGGGAAUUGAACAAGUUGAAGCCAAUUUUGACAAGUGUCUAAGUGAGACAUUGAAGUUGUACAGAGGCUCAGGAGCGAAUGUGUGCAAGAAAAAUGAUACCACUGCCAAAGUUGUACCUCGUGUCUUGCAUAGGACUCUGGGAGAGGAUGUUAUGCAGUCCUACGAUAUCACGGUCUCAGUACAGGUACUGGCCUUGUAUGCGAGAACAAAUGCGCUAAGGAAUCCCAGGGCAAUAUAUCCAUUUAUAUGUAGGCUUAAUAUGCUCAUUAUCGCUACAGAACAUUAUAUACACGAGUUCUCCUUUGUGAAGAUAGCGCUUGUUCUCAACUCUUUGGCAAAUAUUCUAAACGCAAAAGUCGUCCCGAACAAAAAGGGUCACGAGUCACUUCUCAAAGUCUCUGUUCCAAAGGAAUAUGUAUCUAGCAAUUUUAAUCAGCUUUAUGAAGCCUGCAAAGAUCGAGAAACUUCUGGAAUACAUGAUGCCCUGAAUAGGUUAAACCGUCUCAUAGAGUCACAUUUGAAAUCGCUACUAUUUCUCAAUAUAUUCCACAAAAAUGAGCAUUUAAAAGACUUGAAAGCUGGAGAACCUGACUCUCAUAGCAUAUGCAUGAUACUAAAGUACUACUCUCUGUUUUCCAAAAUCGAUGAGAAGCUUCUCUACUUGAUAUACCUAUGGAUCAAAGAGUUUAAAGAAUGGAAAGUAAUGGAUCUUAUAAAUAUAACACGAUCAGUGACGAAACUAUACAGUGUAUCUGAUGCAGUAAAUUUGGAAAUGUUUGAAAAAACACUGGUGGAAGAUGUAAAAAGGACGCCAUUUUUCCUAAACAACCCACAAAUUCAUCCUGCUUGUAAUAAAGCGAUAGUCUUUCAUGGCAAGAAAACUGUUGUAAAUGUUGUGCAACUAGUACUUUCGCACGUUACGAGGGUUAAAUUCCACGAUAAUCCAACGCUAGAACAGAUCCAAACUUAUAUUCACUCUCUAAAUACAGCUUAUACUGGAGGAAUCUGCAAAAAAUUGGACGUGCAUGACAGGUUUAUGGAGCUAAUAACUUGUGCAAAUGUCGUUUUGGAACACGACAAAGAUGCUACAAACUUCAUAAAUUUGCUCUACUUUGCCAAUUCAGCGCAUACUGAAUUGGAUAUUAUAGAAUUCAAUACCCUCGCAUCACUCUUGUUUACAAACGAUAAUAUAAAAAUCCUAUUGCAACUAGAACCUGAGAUUUUGCCAAGGGGAGAUCCAUCAAAUUUAACAAAGACACUUUUAUAUUUGAAUACAUUAGAGAAAAACAAAAAACAAUUGGCUUUAAAUGAAAUUAAAAUUAUUGACAAACUUUUCAAUAAAUUUCUAAAAUACGCCUCGGAUGUUAUAAAAGACACUCGCACUUUUGCAAUCUCUGAAAUUAUUACCCUCAAAAAAAUUUCAAACAACUACAAUAGUGACCUCAAAAACCACUUACUAAACAUAUAUUCAAACGCUUUAUCUAACCGUAAAGGUCUGUCCUACAUGCUUAAACAAACGGAUGAUCUGUUCGUCUUUCUAUACUCUAGCAAUUGGAACAUUGGUGAUGGCCUCCACAAUGUAAUAGGAUCGUUUUUGUCAAAAAACUCUGCAGAAUUUGUAAAGCAUGAUAUUUAUGUCUUUUUGAGGCUAAUUCAAAAUAUAUCCCGCCUGUACAGAAUUAAUAAACAUUGGUCUACCAUCUAUGAUAUGAAGUUGUUCUUGCAAAAUAUUUUCAACUCAAACUGGGAAGCACACAUCGAGCUUCUCAUUGAUAUAAUAUUUAAUUCAGUCACAAACACAAGUUUAGAUGUAAAUGAAGUUACUUCCGUAUUAGUUUUGGAAGAAUUGUUCCAUAAAUAUUAUUUGCAGAUGAGCAAUCCUUUAGAAGGGGAUGCAAAAAACGUUACACACUCAAAUGUUAACAUUACCCUAUUUUCUAAAUUUUUUCACUUGUCAUGGUUAUUAAAGGGGAAAUCUGCUAAACUACACGAGAUCUGGGCAAAUGGGUUACUUGUCUUGUUGGAUUGUAAUACCCUGUUCAAAAAUAAAUGUACAUCAAAUGAUGGGAAACCAGCCUUUCAACCGUUAAACAGUCAUAACUGGUCAUCUUUUAGUGCUAUAAUUGUAAUUGACACGUUACUGAGUCUAAACACUCAAGAUUUUAAAAGUCCACUUUCUUGCGGUGAUCACAAGAAAAUUUUUGAGGCAAUAGAUUCCAUAUUUCUCAGUGUUAUAGAGCACAUAUCUACGUUUGGUGACAAAUAUUCGCAUAUUUCCAGGCUGUACGAAUUUAUUAUAAAUAGUAAUCAACGUUUAAUGCCAUGUAAUAAUUUGGAAAGAAUCGCAUCAUCUCUGCACUCAUUCCUAGCAAAAGAUAAUGCAUAA